Molecule: messenger RNA, 909 nt
Organism: Ruditapes philippinarum (Manila clam)
Lineage: Eukaryota; Metazoa; Mollusca; Bivalvia; Venerida; Veneridae
Product: translocator protein-like
Exons: 4
Coding region: 65-631 (188 amino acids)
Cellular component (GO): mitochondrial outer membrane
Source: RefSeq, a predicted model, not a curated record
CAAUCAGAUUUCGCGCACUGUAUGGUGACCAUUUGUUUAUGGGCUGUAUAAGGAAUUUAAUUGCAUGAGAGGAUUUAAUCACGAUUUUUCGGAUGUGACAGUUAAAUUAUUUUGUCAAAAGAUGGCCAAUUACCUGAAACCAGUUGCAGCCAUUUUGCUGCCAAAUAUUGGAGGAUAUCUUGGUAGUUUUGUAACAAGAGCACAGACAAGACCCUCUAAACCUGGGGAGAUUACAUGGUAUCAGGCAUUGAAGAAACCAUCAUUUCAACCUCCGUCAUGGCUGUUUCCACCAGUUUGGACGGGCUUGUUCUGUUCUAUGGGGUAUGCAUCCUACAUGGUUUACCGUGACGGUGGAGGGUUUGAAGGUGAGGCUGCUCUACCUCUUGCUUGCUAUGGGACAAGUUUGGUACUCAACUGGGCAUGGUCACCUAUCUUUUUCAAGUACAAGAAACUUGGUCUGGCAUUCGCUGAGAUACUAGGAUUAUGGGGCUCUAUUGUUGCUACUAUGGCAAGUUUUUACCAAGUGAAUCCAACAGCAGCGUAUAUACUUAUACCGUACCUAGGCUGGGUCAGCUUCGCAAGUGUAAUUAACUUCUGCAUCUGGAGAAACAACAAAGACAGAACAGACUAAAUAUAUAGAAACACUUACGAUAUACUUAUGGAUAUAGAUAUAAAUUUAUCAGUAACAAUAAUGCCAUUGUGCUUCAAACUAGUUGUGCUAGAAACAAUUUUUUAUAUAUUACUGCAAAAUCAUAAAUAAUCGUGGGGUACUGAUUUUUGUUAUUUUCAUGGAUAAGUCUAUUCACAAAUUUAAGAUCCAACGAAAUUUAAUUUCUUUUGCUGUAAGAUUAUUUGGCAUCACAUUAUUUAGUUUUAUCUUUUGGAAAAAUAAACAGUGCACAAAUUUAA